GCCGGAGAUGUUCACUGCAGUGUAAAGAAAUGUGAUGAUACUACAUGUUCACACCCAGCCUCCGGACACUGCUGUUUAGAAUGCAUAAAUUGCCAGUUUCUUGGGCGCAUUUAUGUGGAUGGAACGAAUUUCACAAAUCCGAUAAAUUCUUGUGAAACGUGUCUUUGUUCGAAAGGCGAAGUAGCCUGCGAAAAGCUGGCUUGUGUUCAGUGUCUUCAUCCCAUUUCAAAUGAAUCCACAUGUUGUCCGUUGUGUGAUGGAUGCUCCUAUGCAGGAAGAAAUUAUACUAAUCAAGAACGUUUUAUUUCUCCAGAAUAUCCCUGUGAUGAAUGUAUUUGCAAGAAUGGAACAGUUACAUGCCAUAAACUAGCCUGUAGUCUUCCUGCCUGUCCAAAUCCGAUCACUAUGAGUGGAGUGUGCUGUCCCUUGUGUCCAGGUUGCGUUGUCUCUGGUAUCACGUUUUUUGAAAAUGAAGAAUUUACUCAUCCGGAGAAUGUUUGCGAAAAAUGUAUUUGUAAG
Stegodyphus dumicola is the source of this 519-nucleotide messenger RNA. RefSeq names its product zonadhesin-like. Gene Ontology annotation, cellular component: extracellular region. Gene Ontology annotation, biological process: positive regulation of BMP signaling pathway. The record is from RefSeq and is a predicted model, not a curated record. Lineage: Eukaryota; Metazoa; Arthropoda; Arachnida; Araneae; Eresidae. Gene Ontology annotation, molecular function: serine-type endopeptidase inhibitor activity; protein binding; oxidoreductase activity.